Molecule: messenger RNA, 3643 nt
Organism: Cricetulus griseus (Chinese hamster)
Lineage: Eukaryota; Metazoa; Chordata; Mammalia; Rodentia; Cricetidae
Source: RefSeq, a predicted model, not a curated record
AGUAGUCUGUGUGCGUCCAGUGAACGGAAGUAGCUGUUGGGAGGUUUCAGACGCUUUAAAUUCCUGCGGGGUGGAGGCCUCGGCUUUCUGCUGGAGUCUGGCUCCUCACUCGCAUGGCUGUGGACGUGAAGUCUCGAGCGAAGCGCUAUGAGAAACUGGACUUCCUCGGGGAGGGACAGUUUGCCACGGUCUACAAGGCCAGAGAUAAGAACACCAACCAAAUUGUCGCCAUUAAGAAAAUCAAACUUGGACACAGGUCAGAAGCUAAAGAUGGUAUAAAUAGAACAGCCUUAAGAGAGAUAAAAUUGUUACAGGAGCUAAGUCAUCCAAACAUAAUUGGUCUCCUAGAUGCAUUUGGACAUAAAUCUAACAUUAGCCUUGUCUUUGAUUUCAUGGAAACUGACCUGGAGGUUAUAAUAAAGGAUAAUAGUCUUGUGUUGACACCAUCCCACAUUAAAGCCUACAUGUUGAUGACUCUUCAGGGAUUAGAAUAUUUACAUCAGCAUUGGAUUCUACAUAGGGAUCUGAAACCAAACAACUUGUUAUUAGAUGAGAAUGGAGUUCUGAAGCUGGCAGAUUUUGGCCUGGCUAAAUCAUUUGGAAGUCCCAAUAGGGCUUACACGCAUCAAGUUGUGACCAGAUGGUACCGGGCCCCUGAGUUAUUGUUUGGAGCUAGGAUGUAUGGUGUAGGUGUGGACAUGUGGGCUGUUGGCUGUAUAUUAGCAGAAUUGCUUCUACGGGUUCCUUUUUUGCCUGGAGAUUCAGACCUUGAUCAACUAACAAGAAUAUUUGAAACAUUGGGUACACCAACUGAAGAGCAGUGGCCUGACAUGUGUAGUCUUCCAGAUUACGUGACGUUUAAGAGUUUCCCUGGGAUCCCACUGCAGCACAUCUUCAUUGCAGCAGGAGACGACUUGCUUGAUCUCAUCCAAGGCUUGUUCUUAUUUAAUCCGUGUACUAGAAUUACAGCUUCACAGGCAUUGAAGACUAAAUACUUCAGUAAUCGCCCAGGGCCAACACCUGGAUGCCAACUUCCAAGACCAAACUGUCCAGCGGAAGCCCUAAAAGAACAGUCAAAUCCAGCCAUGGCAACAAAAAGAAAAAGGACAGAGGCCUUAGAACAAGCCUCCAGAAUAGUUAGGGUGACAGACAUGUUCCAUCACUCUGAACUCUUGGUUUCUUAAGGUAGCUCACAUUGCUUUUGUGAGGCUUACUAUCUACAAAUUAGCAGUAAGUACUGUAACCUUGUGCUUCAACUCUGAUUUUCUCAUGGGCCACUGUUGCUAAAAUUCCUUCUGUUGGGGAGAUAGAAACAAUGCCCACCCUCUCCUACAGUCCUAAGGACAGCCUAGAGUGAGGUUCCACAGAGUUCCCUCUGGGGAUCCAAUGGGCUUGUUAGCCUUACUUACAAAGCAGUGGGUGAGGGGUUAUAAGCAGGAGGGAGCAUGGGUAAAGUUCAAGGGGCCACAGCAGAAGGCCUGCACCCAACAUGGAUGUGACUCCCUAUGGCUGUAUUUGUAGAUGAAGACCCUCCUUUAGUACCACCCAGCUAAAUAGUCCCUACUAUAGACCCCAAGACCUGUGUUAUAUGCAAAUAGGGCAAACUUGCAUAUAACUGAUAGGGCUGGGUAUGCACUUGAAGGUCACAUGACUCUCCCCAUUUCCCCCACCCCAAGAGGGAAGGUGACCAGUCAAGCCCAGCUAGACUUCUGAAGAUGUGUUGUGUUGGCGGUUUGGUAUAGAGGAUACUCCUGUACAGCAGCUACUAAGAGAGAAAUUCUGUUUAAAAAAAAUAAAAGGGGCUGGAGGCGGGGCUCAGGAUAGGGGAGCUUGCUGCUCUUCAAGGGGACUGGAGUUAAGUUCCCAGUUCUGACAGGGCAGCUCUCAACUACUUGUAACUCCAGCUCCAGGGACUUUGCUGCUCUCUGCUGGUCUCCUCAGAGAUCUGCACUUAGCAUGCAGGAACACAUAAAAAUAAACCUUUGUUGUUGAUGGUGGUGGUGUUUUUUUAUUUUUUAAUUUUUUUUUUUUUUGAGACAAGGUUUCACUAUAAUCCUAGCUGGCCCUGAACUUGGUAGGAGAGACCUGCCUACUAAUGCCUUCAGAAUUCUGGGAUUAAAGGUGUACACCACCAUGCUGACCCAAAAUUAAUCUUUAAAAGAAAAAAAAAAUUGGGUUUCUGACUGGUUAGCAGUAUAAAGAUAAAUUCACAUAAGACUUUAAUUUCAUUUUUAAAUCUCUUCACACCAGUACCAGGAAUAUACAUAUGCAAUUUGUCUAAUGUGCAUACUUAAUACUUGUGAGGUCAUUUUCUGUUAAUGUUGACAUUGUUGUGUUUCUGUGCACACCAGACAGAGAAUUAUGCCUUUGAACAGUCUGGAAUAAAAACAUGAUUUUUUUUCCUUUUUUUUAAAAUCCCUUGGCAUGUCUCUUCCUACGGUUACAUUUCACGGCAUGUGGCUAUCUUGUACAUAUUGAGUACAUCAUCUAUCCCUUUUAUAGCCAUUCAGACACCAAGCUGCUCAACCUAUGAUGCAUAUUUUAUCAAAGACUAAAAAUAGCAGAAACUAAGGUUGGAAAUAGGCUAGCUUCAUAACCAAUUGGUUGAUAGCUGCAAAAAUGUAAACAUCCCCUUAGUGAAGAGUGGGCAGUUGAUGGCAGUUUAGCACAUAGCUAAAAUCUGAGAUUUAAUAGUGCCAAAGAAACCAGUGACACUUAAAAUGUCACUUAAACCUAUUUUGUGUUGUAUGUCUUCAGGUGUGGUUGCCCUGUGUUGCCCAGGCUGCCCUAGAACACAUGCUCCUCCUGCCUCCUGUUUACUAUGAGCUGGGAUUACAGGUGCAUGCCACCAUUCCCAGCUUCUUCCUUUAGGGAGGGGACUAUACUAUACAAAUACAUGGGCCUUUGUAUGGUCAUACUAAACCACUAUUUUAAAUUUUUUGUUACAUUUAUAUGUGUGUAUGUACAGACGUGCAUAUUCGUAUGUGUGCACACAUAUUACAGAAUAUGUGUAGUGGUCAGAGGACAGCUUGUAGGCAUUGGUUCUCUUUUACUAUGUAGGUCAGAAGGACCAGACUCAGGUUGUCAUGUUUGACAGCAAGCGCCUCUACCAGCUGACUUAGGUUUUAAUGCCUUUUGGUUUGAAACAGGGUCUCUACAAUAUAUAGCCCAAGGUGGCCUCAAACUCUGCCUCCCAAGUGGGAUUACAGGCAUGCGCUACCACGCCAGGCCACUAACGGGCUUUUGUAUUGCUUAGAGCCUUGAUAACCGUUUGAGAUUCCUGUACUAGCCUUAACACAUCUGUAAGCACUUCCUGCCUGUGUGCAGGAUUAGAUCCUGGCUGGAUCAGAUACAAGCUUUGCAGAUUUAACCUUUGUAAAAAAAAACAAAAAAACAAAAACAACAAACCUGUAAAUCACAUAUGCCUUUUUGUUUGUAAUUAUUUUUCUUUGGUUUGUAGAAUUGUUCCAGUAGAGAAAUGUAGAGCUUAUAUCGUGUCCCCGUUUGCUUUCGUGCCUUCACCCUGUUACACUUCAUGCUAGAGAAACUGUGUGGGGACUGACUUUUCUGUAUGUUGUACACAUAUGUGCUUGAUGUGUUAAUCCAUGAGUGUCUCCCCAAAUAAACAUGACAUCUCCCACUU